This is a messenger RNA of Myotis daubentonii (Daubenton's bat), 553 nucleotides long. RefSeq names its product protein S100-A14-like. Bases 111 to 425 code for a protein of 104 amino acids. Lineage: Eukaryota; Metazoa; Chordata; Mammalia; Chiroptera; Vespertilionidae. The transcript has a single exon. The record is from RefSeq and is a predicted model, not a curated record.
UCCUGUCCUGCCUCAGAGGUGUCAGCAGGUAGAUCAUGAGCCAUCGGCUCCUCCGGGGCAGGCUGUAGAUUACACAACUCUCAACCAAAGGACCAAGCACACCAGGCACCAUGGGACAGUGUCGGUCAGCCAAUGCCGAGCAUGCCCAGGAAUUCAGUGACGUGGAGAGGGCCAUUGAGACCCUCAUCAAGAACUUCCACCAGUACUCGGCGGAGGGUGGGAAGGAGACGCUGACACCCUCCGAGCUACAGAACCUCGUGACCCAGCAGCUGCCUCACCUUAUGCCGAACAACUGUGGGCUGGAAGAUAGAAUCGCCAACUUGGGCAGCUGUAACAACUCUAAACUGGAGUUUGGAAGUUUCUGGGAGCUGAUUGGAGAAGCAGCCAAGAGCGUGAAGCUGGAGAAGCCUGUCCGGGGGAGCUGAGAAUCUUCCCCUGGGAUUCUUGGGGGGAUGCUGGGGAAAGGGGACCUUAGAGACUGUGGGCCUGGAAAUAAAACUCCUCUCUUUACCGUCACCGCACUGUUCCCCAGCCCGUGCCUGCCUCACCUCUG